CCAGGACCCUGACAGGUGGAGCUGAACCGGGACCAGAAGCGGCAGGACCGGGUUGUGAUGCUGAGCGCAGUGAAGAUGGAAGGACACGAAGCUCCGGACUGGAGCAGCUACUACAGUGAAGAGGUGUACUCUCCAAUGCCUGGAGCUGGGAUGGCCACUGGCCUCGGUAUGGGCUCCAUGCCGGGCUACAUGUCCAGCAGUGGGACUACGUCGGGGUCUUUUAACAUGUCGUACAGUGGAACCGCCUUGAGUCCUGCCCCCGUAGGUGGGAUGUGCAAUUCAGCUCAGACAGCCAUGUCAAGUCUGGGUGGAGGAGUGACCUCCAUGGGCGGGACCCUAAGUCCAUCUGGUAUGGGCUCGCAGCAGACCACAAUGGGCCUAAAUCCAUAUGGAAGCAUGAGUCCCACCAUGAGUUCUGGGAUGGGAUAUGGCAGUGGUGGACUGAACCGCCCGCGGGAGAACAAGGCUUUCAGGCGGAGUUACCCACACGCCAAGCCUCCAUAUUCCUACAUCUCCCUGAUCACUAUGGCAAUCCAGCAGGCACCUAGUAAGAUGCUAACUCUGAGUGAGAUCUACCAGUGGAUCAUGGACCUGUUCCCUUACUACAGGCAGAACCAGCAGCGGUGGCAGAACUCCAUUCGCCACUCACUCUCCUUCAACGACUGCUUCGUCAAGGUUUCUCGCUCUCCAGACAAACCAGGGAAAGGCUCCUUCUGGACCCUACACCCGGACUCUGGAAACAUGUUUGAGAACGGCUGCUAUUUGCGGCGCCAGAAGAGGUUCAAGUGUGAUAGGAAAAUUUCAGCCAAAUCGGAAGGAAGGAAGGAGGUAGGAGGUAGCAGUGGGGGAGGAGCAUCUCCAACAGGUGACUCCUCUCUUCCCUCCUCCAGUCAGACGGCCUCGCCUCCCAGUCUGGACCUGCGAGGGGGGUCAGACCUGAAGGUCCCGGGGUCUCAGCUCCUGUCCUCCCUGUCGUUGCCUCCUCACACCAUGGCUCAUGAGGCCCAGCUGCACAUCAAAGGCGACGCCCACUACGCCUUCAACCACCCGUUCUCCAUCAAUAACUUGAUGUCGUCGUCAGAGCAGCAGCACAAACUGGACCUGAAGGCGUACGAGGCGCUGCAGUACUCUUCCUACGGCACCGGCACGGCGCCAGGCUUCGGAGCCAGGAGCAUGGAGCCUCUGGAGGCGACAUACUACCAGGGGGUUUAUCCCAGACCACUUCUCAACACGUCUUAGGGUCUGCCACUGCUCCACGGUCCUGAGGUGACUCUGCAUGGACGUUGUGUGGGACUGUGAUUACACUGCUGGUCUCUCAGGUCCUGACCAGCAGAGCUGGAACCUGGGCCUAUAAUUGUACCAGGACCAGGAUCUGUUGACAGUUUCUCCUUCUACACACCGUCAGUGACUUGUUCCUGAUCAAAUGAACAUCAAUCUUCAGUCAGAACGUGAUCAUUUAGAACAUAUUAAUGAACACCACAUUGGUCAGACAUGAUAAGAUCAAUGGGUGUCUCACACUCACAGGCACAGGGGGCGUGAGAGAGCAGAUUAUGUGGAUUGAAGGGUCAGUUUUCUGAACCCACACAGUUGGCCCCGCCCCUCUCUUUGAUUCAAUGAUCAGUUAUCAACAACUCCAUCCAACUGGUUCACUGGUCAAUAAUCCAUCCAAGACCCUGUUGCUGUGACACUUUGAUUUUAGCCAUGUCAUAAUAUAACAAUAAAAAACAAACAUUUCCUGCUUGGACAGGAUCUUUGUUUGUGACUCUCACUCUGUGGGUAAAAGGAGAAACCACGCUCUGAUCCAAUCUGUAUUUAAAUCACUGAUUAUUGAUUAUUAUUAACUAUCAUCAUGUGCAUGAAUGAAGUGGGGGCUCUUCUUCUCUUUCUCCCUUCUUUUUGCUCUUCUUUUUGCACUUGUUCUCCUUCUGUGUUAUUUCAUCUUAUUUUCAUUCUCUCUGUUCUCUCCUGAACAAACUGCUCACAAACUCCCAGUCUGAAGGAGAGAAAAAGGAGGAAAGCAAGAAAGGAAGAAUGAAUGAAUGCCCCUUGUCCUCGUGCUUCUCGUUGGUUUUUGACUCUGAUGCAUGUUUUUAAAUUAUUCUGUCAUUUUUAAAUAAAACAAAAACACAGCAAUUGAUGAUUGACUUGUGUUUAUUAUCUUAAUUAUCAUAUAAAAUUUAUUUAAAAAUAAAAUAUUUACUCUGAUUUCUACAUUAUAUUAUUUUUAUUGUUGGUGAUUUCGUUUCCUGUGAUAUAUAUAUAUAUAUGUUUAAUGACGUCAUAUUUUUUAUUUUUUCAGUUGUUUUAUUGUUUUAAGGAUGCUACAGGAAAAUAUUGUUUUCUCGUGGUGAAAUUGAUAACGUUGUAUAAUAUUAUUAUUUUCCCGGUUUAUCCGUUUACAUUUGUUUAUUCUCCUCAUAUUUUUCCCGUUUUAAAAAAAUAUUCUGUUCGCUAAUUAGUCACUAACAGAUGGAGCCGAAAACAGACGAGCGCAGCCGAGCGUCGGUGGGACGUUCAAGCUGCAGAACCGAAGAAAAUGUGGAAUUAAUAAAAACAUUUAACACAUAGGAUGAACAUUAUCAGUAAUAACAAUUAUAAUAAUUGUGAAGAUCAUAAUAAUAACAGAUCUAAUUAUCUCUAACCGAUAAGAUAAUUGCUAUAUUUAAGUUUACGGCCAUUUCAAAUGGCAAGAAUUUGACGGCGUUUUAUAUUUGUUCUCUCUUUAACAUUUCCCUCGAAAUUGACUCAGCAUUUCUGGUUCUGUAUAUGCACCGCUGACGUCAACGAACAUAUUAUAUGUUCAUUGCUAGUAAACACGAGCGUGAGCGUGAGCGUGUGUGUGUGUGUGUGUGUGUGUGGUCACCGCUGACUGAACGGAUCAGCUGCUUCUUUUACUGCCGUGACCUUUAAGAUUUAACCAAACACACACGCACAAAAGAGAAACACGGUUAAACCUGCGGGUUUAACCUUUCAGAGCCGCGACACAAUAAUAAUAAUAAUGAUAAAAAUAAUGAUAAUAAUAAUGGAUUUUAUCUUAACAUCUUUUUUAUGAUAAAUGUAUACUUUAUAUUAUAUAAUAUAAAUUAAUGUGAAAAUAUAUUCUAAAAACAUGUCUACAAAUAUUUAAAUAAAAAGGCAUUUUUACAAGGAUUUAUAAAAACAAUCACAAUCAAAUCGCAUCAUAUGAUAUUAUUAUCAAAAUUAAAAACUAAUUCUACAAAAACGGGAGACUUUAAAUACAAUCUUUACACUUGACCUUUCACACAUUCCUUCUUCUUUGUUUUUAAAGACUUUUUUUUUUAUAUCAUCACUGCAUGAACCAUCUUGUUUUUAGUUUUUUCACGAUUCUCUGUUAUUUCCGUCUGUCAUUUUUAGACACUGAAGACUGUGUCACAUCACAGUAAUCUGA
Molecule: messenger RNA, 3409 nt
Organism: Cynoglossus semilaevis (tongue sole)
Lineage: Eukaryota; Metazoa; Chordata; Actinopteri; Pleuronectiformes; Cynoglossidae
Gene: foxa1
Product: forkhead box A1
Exons: 2
Coding region: 58-1239 (393 amino acids)
Biological process (GO): anatomical structure morphogenesis; cell differentiation; regulation of transcription by RNA polymerase II
Molecular function (GO): DNA-binding transcription factor activity, RNA polymerase II-specific; transcription factor binding; RNA polymerase II cis-regulatory region sequence-specific DNA binding
Source: RefSeq, a predicted model, not a curated record